AGCGGAUUUAAAGUAUCUCUCCAAGUAUUAUGGAUGCUCAAGGGGUUUGGUUGAUGUUUGGCCUCCUCCUGAUGGCACACUGCACGCUGCAGCAGACCCCAUCAAAGAAAGGAACUGGAAAGAGAGACUCUGCAAACAGUGCUGCAAUUGAGGAGCUGAAGAAACAGAUUACUGACAUUGUUACAGAGCUGAGUUUGCUGAAAGAGCAGCAAGCUUUACAGACAGUGUGUCUGCGAGGCACCAAGAUCCUCGGCAAGUGUUUCCUGGCUGUCGCGGAGAAGAAGACCUUCCACGCGGCCAGCGAGGACUGCAUCGCUAUGGGAGGCAGCCUGAGCACUCCUCUGACAGGAGACGAGAACGACCAGCUCUACAACUACGUGCGCCAGAGCAUCGGCCCAGAGGAGCACAUCUGGCUGGGCAUCAAUGACAUGGUGACCGAUGGCCAGUGGGUGGACCAAUCAGGCUCCGGCGUGCGCUUCAAGAACUGGGAGACAGAGAUCACCCUGCAGCCAGACGGAGGCCGCAGCCAGAACUGUGGCAUCCUCUCCACCACAGCCAACGGGAAGUGGUUUGAUGAGAGUUGCCGAGCUGAGAAGGCUUUUGUGUGCGAGUUCAACAUCGUCUGA
Molecule: messenger RNA, 626 nt
Organism: Cyclopterus lumpus (lumpfish)
Lineage: Eukaryota; Metazoa; Chordata; Actinopteri; Perciformes; Cyclopteridae
Gene: clec3ba
Product: C-type lectin domain family 3, member Ba
Exons: 3
Coding region: 30-626 (198 amino acids)
Source: RefSeq, a predicted model, not a curated record